Messenger RNA from Phyllopteryx taeniolatus (common seadragon), 2810 nucleotides. RefSeq names its product thymocyte selection associated family member 2 (gene themis2). The record is from RefSeq and is a predicted model, not a curated record. Gene Ontology annotation, biological process: T cell receptor signaling pathway. Lineage: Eukaryota; Metazoa; Chordata; Actinopteri; Syngnathiformes; Syngnathidae. The transcript has 6 exons. Bases 394 to 2316 code for a protein of 640 amino acids.
UGCAAAUCAUUGUAUUCUGUUUUUAUGUUAAUCACAACAUCCCAACUUCAUUGGUAUUGGGGUUGUAUGAAUCAUGUAAAAUAAAAUUUAAAUUUCAUGUCAAAUAAAAUACAGAUACAUUUACAGAAAAACAAAAAUGGCCAUUUCCUUUUACAUUAAAAGAAAGUCCAAAUAAUAAUAGUCAACAUCCAUCCACUUUCCGUACUGCCUUUUUUAAAAAUUGAAUAAAAUCAUUGUAAAUACUGUAUAAAUGUUUUUCUUCUCACUGUUUUAAUCAUUUGCAUAUGCUCUUGUCUCGCAGCAAAUCUGCUGCGUGCAAGUAAUGUAUAUAAGCCUCUGUCACUUCCCCCUUUACUUUUGUGGUUUUGUUUUGACAGCAAAAGGAACUUUAUAAUGCACUUCAGCCUGCAUGAAUCAUUUGCUGGUCUUGGGCCCACAGCGAUGGCAUUCCCUCUUCAGCAGUACAUUGCAUCGCUGGACAGCGCUUGUCUGCCAAAAAUCCUACAAGUCUGCUCGGGGGUCUACUUCCAAGGGUCCGUCUAUGAGAUUUCUGGGAAUGAGGUGUGCUUCUCCACCGGGGACAUCAUCAAGAUUACUAGAAUCAAACUCUUGUCCGUCUUCUGUGAGGACGUCAGCAAUCACGAAACAUUUGAGCUACCCAUCAACUACACAGGCUUGUUGAAGGUGAUCCCAGAGGAGACUCCGUACAGCACAGUGGAGGAACUAGUCAGGCUGAGGCCUGUGGGCUUAGAGUCCAGCCUCCCCGUCACCUUCACCAGCCGCUCCAAGGUGACGUUGCCCGACAUCACGCUAGGGGCUGGAGCCGUCCUGACCUUGCUAUCCGUGGCGGAAAAGGAGGAGCGCUGCCGCUGCCGCAUCCACCUCGGCCCGAGCCAGGCCUCUGACGAGGUGGACGUGGCGCUGGGGACGCGCGGUGAGUUCUACGUGCACGAGGGCGAGGAGCGCUUCACCCCCAAGGAGAUUGCAACAUCGCCGCACCUACGCAGUCAACGCUUCCACUUUGACGACGACGCCAUGUGCAAACGCACGCUCGUCCUCAGCCCCAUCUACCAGAUCAGCGCCGUCAUGACCAUGAGAAAGAACGUUUUGUGCUUCCCGUCCAGCUUGGCGAUGGAUGUGGUGGACAUCACCGACGCAUGCGAGGACAUCAACUUUGUGACCCCGCUCAGCCUACCGGAGGUCCACUCCCAGCCGGAUCAAACAUUCCCCGUGGUGGUGGAAGUCAUGGAGGGUCCUGAGACGCGCUCUAUGUUCAAGUGCAGUUGGCUACCGCAGCUACAGAAGGGAACCCAGUUGAUUUUCCACCAAAAGACAACCUCGCACAUGACUGUGAUGUCCAGCUUGAAGAGCCACAAGGCGCUGCAGUACUUCCUGGUAUCCAAGCAGUACGCGGGCCGCUUCCGCAGGCGUCCCCGGGGGUUCCACUCUGCGUACGAACUCUACGUGGCCUCCACCCAAACUCCGGGAUUGAGGGUGUCCGCCACGAGGGACUGCGAGGAAGUGGAGGAGGAAGGCCUUCCCUGGCUCAGCAUCGGCGAGCGACUGGAAGUCGUCGGAUGCCAAAAAGUCCAACUCCCGUGCAGCCAAGUGGAUGCAGUCGUUUGCCACCGCCUUGGAGACGUGGACGAAGAAGGAGAUGUGGAUGAGGAAGGCAAACAGGAGGACCACAUUUAUCUGCCUUUGUACAUGCAAGGCCACUUUGUGGAACUGCUGACUGACACCAAGAAGUACACGCUGGAGGAGCUGGAUGAGAAAGUGCUUCUGGAUGUGAAAGCGGUGAGCGGAGACCCCGAGCUGGAGAGCGACCCUCUUGUCGAGUUCCCAGCUCUCCGAAUAGAAGGGGGAAUUCUGGAGCCCACCAUCCAAGCCAGCUUCCUGCACACGCCGGACCGCUGCUUUGAGAUUCCGGCCCAGAGGAUCUGCAUGACCGUGUACUGCACCCAGCAGCCUCUCCCGUGGCCCCAAAACCAGGCACCGAAGUGCACCGUUGACCGCGUUACAGAGGUGACGGACAGUUUCUUGCACCAAUUUCUAAAAGAGACCUUUCCUCUUGCGAUCCCUCCUCCCAGACCCCCAAAAUGGAACCUCUCGGCGCCGAAAACAAACAAAAGCCUCCUGACCAAAGACUUUGACAACAUGACGUUCAGAAGUAGUAGGAGCUCCUUACCGCUGCCACCUACUGCAACCAUGAGGCAUCAGCCGCCGCCAUUUGCACCCCGCAAGUCGGCAACGCCUCAGGGCUCAGCAGAGACAGCCAGGCCUAACACCGAGAGUGAGAGUGGGGACCAACGUUAAAGAUUGUGAGAACUCAUCCGAGGACAGCUACGACGGCUAAGAGAAAGUGGAGGACGUGUUGGCAGUGUCGCUGAAGAAAGCCCCAAAAAAAGACUGUCACAUUCUACUAGGCUAGAUGCGGCUUUUUGUGCAAAACAGUACAGCGGUACCCUGAUGUUAAAUAUAUUGUAGAAGUUAUCAUUUAUUUGCUUAGCUUGCAUUAGUAUUAUGGACGAUUUUGAGAAAGGAGGAUGUCUCGCCUUCAAGAAGACGACUCAGCAGGAAUCAUCAGAGAGAAGGACGUGGCCGCAACGUGGCAGGUGUUGGUCCCAUGUUUUCACCUUGAAACCCUACCCUUGGUGUGUUGUGUCUUGUAGUUUAGUACGUUAUGUCUUGUCAACUUAGAAACCUCCCUAUUUCAAAUAAAUACAGGAGCGACGGGAGAGAUUGUUUGGAGCGUAUUGAGAGGCUGUAAUCUGAACAAUCUCCCAUACGCCCUCCUCAUGAGAAAGCGA